GGUGCCAGGGCUGAUCAAGCAGUGUAAUUUUAUACAUUACUGAAUCAGUGCAGGAGAAACCUGGAGGGACAAAGCAUCAUCUUCUCUUUGGACUGCACUGUAAAAUCCUACAGCUCUCUCAGCCCAGCCAUGCUCUGAGACAUUUUUUCCUCUGCUUUUUUCUGAUUUUGGUGUGAAUGAUAAAGUGAUCUGAUGAUGGCUCUCGUUAUGGAACCUAUUAGCAAGUGGACGCCCAAGCAAGUAGUGGAUUGGAUGAAAGGCCUUGACGAUUGCCUCCAGCAAUACAUAAAAAACUUUGAAAGAGAGAAGAUCAAUGGGGAACAGCUGCUCCACAUCACCCAUCAGGAGCUUGAGGAGCUGGGAGUCACUCGCAUUGGCCACCAAGAACUGAUACUGGAAGCAGUUGAUCUGCUGUGCGCAUUGAAUUAUGGUUUGGAGACUGAAAACCUGAGAACUCUCUCUCACAAGCUGAAUGCCUCAGCCAAAAAUCUGCAGAACUUUAUAACGGGUAGAAGGAGGAGUGGCCAUUAUGAUGGCAGGGCCUCUAGACGACUGCCAAAUGAUUUUCUUACCUCUGUAGUUGACUUGAUUGGUGCUGCCAAGAACUUGCUGGCCUGGCUGGACAGGUCUCCAUUUGUUAGUGUAACAGAAUACUCACUGCUGAAAAACAACAUUGUUCAACUGUGCCUGGAACUAACAACCAUUGUGCAACAGGAUUGUACAGUGUAUGAAACAGAAAAUAAGAUUCUUCAUGUGUGUAAAACCUUGUCUGGGAUUUGUGACCACAUCAUUUCUCUCUCAUCUGAUUCUCUGGUGUCACAGUCAGCACAUCUUGAGGUGGUUCAUCUCACCAGCAUUAUGCCCAGUGAGGGUCUGGGAAUGUACAUCAAAUCAACAUAUGAUGGACUGCAUGUAAUCACAGGAACAACUGAAAAUUCUCCUGCUGACCAGUGUAAGAAAAUCCAUGCUGGUGAUGAGGUGAUCCAGGUCAAUCAUCAAACUGUGGUUGGCUGGCAGUUAAAGAACCUGGUAAAUGCAUUGCGGGAAGACCCGAACGGAGUGAUUUUAACCUUGAAAAAACGUCCUCAGAACACCCUGGUUUCUGCUCCUGCCCUUCUGAAGAACGUGAGGUGGAAGCCUCUUGCACUUCAGCCUGUAAUUCCAACCAGUCCAACAAGCAGUUCUACAACACCAACAAGUACAAUGGGCAUAUCCUCCAAAAUGGAGAACUCUGCACUUCAAGAUGUUUUCAUUCUGUCUCCAAUGUCAGGUCUUUAUGGCCCCAGGGAUGAAAUUGGAAUAAUGUCUUGUGAUGACAUCAGCAAAUUUGGAAAGUCUGGGAUGAAAGGCUCUGAGUCUCCAAGCUACUUUCUGGAGCAUGAAAGUGGGAAGUACUACACCUUAAUUGAAGGUGAAGGCCACCCAGUGGGCUCUGAGUAUGAGAGAAGCAGAGCUCCAGGGGUGCGGAGAAGAGAGAAAACUCCCACUCAUGGAGAUUUGAGGCCUGUUUCUAUGCCUACUGAAUACAGCUGGAUAGGGGAGUCAAAAGAACAAAACAUGUACAAGAGGGGAAGCAGAGGUGAGAAUUCACUCCUGCGGUAUCUGAGCGAUGACAAGAUACUGGUUAUCCAGGAAGAGCCUUUGACGCAGAAAGACAACAAACGGGACACAGGUCGUAGGUCACGAAAAAAGGGCAAACCCACAACCAGUGCAAACUACCCAAUUAGCUCCUCUGUGUUGACAUCUACUAUCAAUGUGAGGCUUGAACCUGGGCAGCAAGAUGUCUUGAAUUUCUCACUAGCAGAAAACAAUACUGUUCCACUUUAUCACUGUCUGCAAUAUGGAAAACCUUGUUUUCCUAACUUGCAGAGAGCAGGGGACACAGUCAGUGGAGACACUGAAAGAUAUGCAAGUUCUGCCAUUGACCAUCAAGGAAGCACAUCCAUGAGGAAGUCAUUCCAUUACGCCUCCCUCAGGGUAAAAAGCAGAAAAUGGUCGAAAGGGAGCUCUCUAACGAGUGGGAGCAGAAGACGCAUUUCCUGCAAAGACUUGGGGCAUGGAGAUUGUGAAGGUUGGCUGUGGAAGAAAAAAGAUGCCAAAGGUUAUUUCACACAGAAAUGGAAAAAGUACUGGUUUAUUCUGAAGGAUUCGUCCUUGUACUGGUACACAAACCAGAAUGAUGAAAAAGCAGAAGGAUUCAUUAGUCUACCUGAGUUCAGGAUAGACAGAGCAAUCGAAUGCAGACGAAAACAUGCCUUCAAAGCAUGCCACCCCAAAAUAAAGAGCUUCUACUUUGCAACAGACUGCCUUGAAGAAAUGAAUAGAUGGAUGAAUCGUUUGGGUCUGGCAGCAAUUGGUUACACACCUGAUGACAAGGAUAUCCAUCCAGAUGAAGAUUACUGGAGUGAAAGCGACCAGGAUGACAUGGAGGGCUCUCUAACCCUGAAGCAGGAAGGCUCCUCAACACUGUGUGACACCUACCAUCGAACACCCUCAGUGAAUUCUUCAAGCCCCUUCCCUGAAGCCAAGCACGGCCGACACUUCUCAAGCGAAUCAACGUACUCUCACUCUUCUGCAGAGGACUCUCGCCAAGACGUAGCAGGCAGCACGCACUCCUCAGGGUGCAGGCCUCCCUACCGAGAAAGACGCUCCUGGCAGGAUCUGAUAGAGACUCCACUGACCAGUUCAGGGCUCCACUUCCUGCAGACUGUUCCUCCUGAGGCAGAGUACACGAGCAGCCAGCCUGCAAUGUCACCAGACAAACGAAGACAAGCCACGCUGCCAGUGCAAAGGCGCCAUAACUACGAGCAGGAUGGGCCCUUCCCUUUGGUGGAAUGUCAAAGGGGACACAGCUCCCACAGCAGGCCACAAAAGCAACGCAGCCAAAGCCUUCCCCGAAACAGAGAUGUCAGGGGUAAGGGGUGUGUAAAGUCCAUAGAAGGAACAGAUGACCAGCUAGAAGAGAAAGUUCCUAUUAGAAGGCAUAAUAGUUUCUGUGCAGAAGAAAACAUAAAAGAAAUUGGAGAAAAUACAGAUGGCCUGCAGGAGCUGUACAAAUCCCUGGAGCAAGCUAGCCUGUCAGCUUUUGGAGAGCAGCGCCCUUCCACCAAGCAGGAGUUCCGCAAGUCUUUCGUAAAGCGAUGCAAUGAUCCGGUGAUCAAUGAAAAGCUUCACCACAUCAGAGUUCUCAAGAGCACUUUGAAAGCCAAGGAAGGGGACCUCACAGUUAUCAACAGCCUGCUGGACGAACCCAACUUAACAUCAAAGAAGUUUAAAGAUUGGAAAGUAAAGAACUAUGAGUUUUUCCUGGACAUUUGUGAGUACAGUGCUGCUGUGAAAUCUCAGAACGGAGCCUCUGACCUUGCAAGCUCAGCGCCAAUGCUGACACACACGCACUCCUUCAUUGAAACUCACGUGUGACAGGACCUGGGUCCUGAGGCGUUGCUGGGUGCCGCCACAAACCGAGUAAGACAAACACUGUACUAUUUAUUGGUGACGUACUCAGCAGUACUGUAAAUACAUUGGGUAAGAGAAUAGUGCCACAGGAUGCCUCCUACAUUGCAUGAUAAGACAAUAAUAUUCCUUAUGAAGCUUUUUUUGUUUGCUGUUCUCAACCGCUGUCCGUAUCAAGCUCUGCAUUAGAAAGAACCGGUGCAGAAGUGUAACUGAAGAUAAAAACCAGUAUGUUCAAAGUACUGUAAUAAAACUAAGCUUAUAGUAUCAGCUCCUACAAUCAUUUUAUAUAUUUAGAUAUACAUCAAGACAUAUCUAUGUAUAUAAAAUGUAAGGUGGCAGUUGACAUUUACUUUUAAAAUUCCCUAAAGUUCACAUUUCCACACAUCUUUUCUGGAGAAAAGUAGAAAACGAAAACAGCUCAACUGGCCACCCUUAGCAAGGAACCUUUAGUUUUGCAACAUUUCCAGGCAGUCACCAUCUUUGCAAAUACAAGGACAGAGGUAUCAAAAUGUAAACUCAAUCCCUGUAGUGUGCCUUAAAAUGUACACUGUACAUCUAGCAAAUAGCCCCCACUCUGGCCCUAUGGGCAUACUGUACACACCAUUUAGAUACUGUGUUUGUCACAGCCUGUGCCUGCCUUCACAAGCAAUGGGGAGAAGCCAGCGGGUGCGGCACAGGGCUUCAGAUAGGAGCAGAACAAUGGUGGUUGCUCACUAAUGCUGCAACUUAAACUGAUUUUAAUAUGAUUUGAAGUAUUUCAUGGUGAAAGGAAAAACAUCUGCGCUGGGUACGCUACACACUGCAGGUUUUCAUGGUUUCUUCACUGUGAAUUUAAGUGACACGUGACUGUGAGUCACAACAUUCAAACCCGCUCUGAUGCUUCAAGGAUGAGAAUGGAGUUGAAUGAAAUCCUGAUCUAGUCCAUUAAAUUCUGUACUAGACUGACAUCUAGAGCUGAGUAAAGUAUUCAAGAUUACGUAAUGUCUGGCAAUAAUUUUUAACUCUUAGUAGUACAUCAGCAAGUGGCUGAAGUUACUCAAACCAAGCUGUACAGAUUGGUUCGGGGAGACACUCAAGUCACUCAAUGUAUUUCACUUCCUUGCCUGGAUGAGAGUGAUUUCCAAGAACAAGGUUUUGGUGAAAAUGCUUGUAUU
Messenger RNA from Dryobates pubescens (Downy woodpecker), 4610 nucleotides. RefSeq names its product connector enhancer of kinase suppressor of ras 2-like. Gene Ontology annotation, cellular component: cytoplasm; membrane. The coding region runs from base 193 to 3420 and encodes 1075 amino acids. Lineage: Eukaryota; Metazoa; Chordata; Aves; Piciformes; Picidae. The record is from RefSeq and is a predicted model, not a curated record. Gene Ontology annotation, molecular function: protein binding. Gene Ontology annotation, biological process: regulation of signal transduction. The transcript is spliced from 26 exons.